Messenger RNA from Metarhizium robertsii ARSEF 23, 990 nucleotides. Its product is annotated as acyl-protein thioesterase-1-like protein. Gene Ontology annotation, biological process: protein depalmitoylation. Gene Ontology annotation, molecular function: carboxylic ester hydrolase activity; palmitoyl-(protein) hydrolase activity. The transcript is spliced from 4 exons. Bases 1 to 990 code for a protein of 329 amino acids. Lineage: Eukaryota; Fungi; Ascomycota; Sordariomycetes; Hypocreales; Clavicipitaceae. Gene Ontology annotation, cellular component: cytoplasm. The record is from RefSeq and is a predicted model, not a curated record.
AUGGAGGUUCCUUCAGGUCCACAGCUGCUUCACCCCUCCAUCGCAGAGCCGGUAUCAUCCUUUGCCCAUCUGAUGUUCAAUCUCAGGCACGCAUUCGCGCUCAGUCUUCUCUUACCUGCGAUUAUAUAUCUCGUCCCGCUGUUCCUCAAGCUUACAUCCUCGUCAGCCCGCGUUGAGUCUGCGCCAAACGGACCUCGGGGUACAGCAAAAGACGCGACAUUUCUCUCCUCCCGCUCCGCCUCCUCAUCAGACAUCGCAUCCGAUACCGCCACCAUGAGCGCCGCAUCAUCGGCUUCGUCAAUUCGCAGGAUCGCUCCGCUGGUCAUUCCCGCUGCAGGUCGCCAUACUGCCACCGUCGUCUUCAUCCAUGGCCUGGGCGACACUGGCCACGGCUGGGCCGAUGCUGUGAGCUUUUGGAGGACACGUCAGUCGAUGAAUGAGAUCAAGUUCAUUUUGCCGCACGCGCCGCAUAUUCCUAUUACCAUGAAUGGUGGCAUGCCGAUGCCAGGAUGGUUCGACAUUAAAACUCUCGUCAAGGGUGCAGACGAGGACGGCCCUGGCGUUCUCCAAUCCCGCGACUAUCUGCAUGGCCUCAUUCAGCAGGAGAUCAAGGACGGCAUUCCUGCCGACCGCAUUGUCCUCGGCGGCUUCUCCCAGGGUGGUGCCAUGAGCAUAUUCGCCGGUCUGACGGCCCCAGUCAAGAUUGGCGGCAUCGUCGGUCUCUCGUCGUGGCUUCUCCUUAACCAGAAGUUCAAGGACUAUGUCCCUGACGGCAAUAUCAACAAGGACACCCCCAUUUUCAUGGGCCAUGGUGACCGUGAUCCCCUGGUGCUCUACGACCUUGCCAAAGACAGUGAAAAGGCCCUGAGUUCGAUGGGCUACAGCGUUACUUUCAAGACGUACAGGGGAAUGCAGCAUCAAGCCUGCGCGGAAGAGCUUGGCGACGUCGAAGCUUUCCUCAGCAGCAGAUUACCCCCAAAAGGACAUUAA